AUGCAAAUUAAAUUCAAGCCAAAUAAAAAAGUCAGUCUAAAAAAUCUAUAAUAAUCUAAAACGCGUCUAGUAUAAUUAUAUAAUGUUUGAAGUUAUCGAUAAAGUUGCUUUAAUUACAGGAGGUGCCUCAGGUAUAGGGCUCUGUUAUGCUAAGGAGCUCUUAAGAAAUGGGGUAAAGGGAGUUACAAUAGCAGACAUUGAUGUAAAAGUGGGAGAACAUGCGGUAGAGGAGCUUAAUAAGGAGUUUGGUGCGACGAAAGCUAUAUUCAUUAAAACUGAUGUGACUAAUAAAGAUAAUUUUGAGGCUGCUUUUAUUCAAACCGUAGAUGUUUUUAAAAGUGUUGAUAUACUUGUUAAUAAUGCUGGAAUCUAUAACGAUAGAACUUGGGAGAAAGAAGUGGAAGUCAAUAUUCGAGGAACAAUAAACGGAAUAAUCUUGGGUUUAGAAACAUACUUAAAAAAAUUUAAGCAAGCUGACGAAGCCGUUAUCAUCAACACAGCUUCGAUUGCUGGUAUAAGGGCAGGUGCUUGGAUGCCCAUUUACGGCAGUACCAAGUUUGCAAUAACGGGCAUGACUCAGUGCUGGGGAGAUCCUUUUCACUUCCAAAGAACAGGCGUUAGGGUGGUUGCCGUAUGUCCAGGAGGUACUCACACCCCGUUGUUUGAGGCGGAAAACUACUCUUUACUGCCUGAGUAUAUAGAUGCACAAAAUCUGGCUUCGGAGAAAAGUGGACUAAAACAUAGACAAAGUCCAGAAUUUGUCGCAACAGAAGCCGUUAAAAUAAUAAAGUAUGCGAGAAAUGGAACAUUAUGGGUAGUAGAAUGUAGUGAACCUGCUUAUCAAUUUAUAUUACCCGAAAGAGACACAUUCAAAAAUAAUAAACUUGUGGAGAAAUAACCAAAGUUUAUUUUUCAUUCUAACGAAGAGAUUGUAAUAAUUGAAUAAAUAUAAAAUACACAAGAA
This is a messenger RNA of Diabrotica virgifera virgifera (western corn rootworm), 964 nucleotides long. Its product is annotated as 15-hydroxyprostaglandin dehydrogenase [NAD(+)]. The record is from RefSeq and is a predicted model, not a curated record. The transcript is spliced from 5 exons. Gene Ontology annotation, cellular component: cytoplasm. NCBI's taxonomy places the organism in Eukaryota, Metazoa, Arthropoda, Insecta, Coleoptera, Chrysomelidae. Gene Ontology annotation, molecular function: oxidoreductase activity, acting on the CH-OH group of donors, NAD or NADP as acceptor. Bases 83 to 898 code for a protein of 271 amino acids.